Stegastes partitus (bicolor damselfish) is the source of this 4020-nucleotide messenger RNA. Its product is annotated as testis-expressed sequence 2 protein-like. NCBI's taxonomy places the organism in Eukaryota, Metazoa, Chordata, Actinopteri, Pomacentridae. The record is from RefSeq and is a predicted model, not a curated record. Gene Ontology annotation, cellular component: endoplasmic reticulum. The transcript is spliced from 12 exons. The coding region runs from base 691 to 3594 and encodes 967 amino acids. Gene Ontology annotation, molecular function: lipid binding.
UUGUGGAGAGCCGGCCGUGAAAGGUUCCUUAUAGAUCCAUAUGCUCUCAAACCAGUGAUUUCCUGUGGGAGCGUCCCAUCGUUCUGCUUCUGAAGGCGUAAUGGACAGCACGUCUUCACGUUCAUUAUCCACGAGAGGCGAUGCCAUCACAGCUGUUUUCUCUCGUGUUUCACUUCAAUCAGAACUUUGGAUGUGAUUGAAGAGUUGCUGUUUUAGUCCUUGAACCAUUUUAGAAAAUUUGUGGCAAGAAGAGAAAACUGUUGUUGUUCUGAGCAUCUUCCUUAAAUUAAGGUGUCAAACAGCUCAGUGGAUCAUAACUAAUAGAUCGCUUCAUGGCCGGAUCGUUGCAUCUAAUUUAGGAUUAGUUGCAUCUCACUGCUAAUGACUCCUUUCCAGAAACAAAGAAGUCAUCCGGCCCUAUCCGCUCUCACACUCAGACUGGAUGCGAACUGACAGCACAAAGUGAAUCGGUUCCCCGUUUGCCUGCAGCAGUUCUGGACAAAGUUGCAUAGGGGAUUAGAAAGAAAGGCCAAGAAGAGAAUGUGGAAAGAAAAUCAGAAAGGUUCUGAGCGUCCAGCAUGAUGGACAACACGCUGCUUGAGAAGGAUGCUCCAAGUCUCCAUGUGUCAGCAGACAGCGGCUCCAUUUCUUUAAUCAGAUUCACUUCUUAGCUACUGGUUGACGACCAUCAUGGAGGAGAGCAAGCUCAUCUUCAGCCUGGACCGCCACGACGAAGGUCCGUCUGUGGCAUUUUCCAAAGACAAACCACCAACCGGUCGACCUGACAUGGGGAUCAAUCUGGACCUGAUCCAGGGCCACCGCUCACAGCCUCCCUUCCUGCCUCACUCCCCCUCAUCCCCAGGCUCUUUGGCCGAUCUGUCAGCAUCAUCAGCAGACCCGCUCGUCACCACCAACCUGGUCAAGUCCUCCUCCACCGACCUGGAGCCGCGGGAGAGCAGCUCUCUGAGGGGAAAGCCUCUCCUGAGUCUGGUCAAGUCCCUCAGCACGGAGAUCUCCCGCCGAGUUGAGCCCGAGGUCAACCUCUCCAAGUCCGAUUCCAAGCUGCAUCUGCAUCCCUGGAAGCAGCUCACGCAUCCAAAGAUCCCUGAGGCCAGGCCUGAAGCAGGAGCGCUGGGUGAGAGUGACGACUGGGUGUCGCCUCCCUCCACGGGGAGCAUGUCGCCCACCGAGCCCCGGGGCAGCUCGCUGAUCGCCGAGCUGGAGGACACACGGAGGAAGUUCUCUGAGGCCAUGCAGGAUCCUCUCAGCAUGCUCAGUAAGAUUAUGGGGGACGAAAGCCCCAAGCAGGGGAGGGCUUCUGGUGCAGGAGACUCUCCAGCCUCCCAGGGCAGCUGUGGAAGAGACGGAGGCAGCGAAGAUUCAGAGCCAAAGUGCCGCCGGAGAACGGACAGCGAGCUCAGAGGAGCGUGUGAAAGUCCCCUCAGAAGACUCCAGAAGGACUCGCUGAUCAAAUCCUUUCCAGAGCGACACAGCCACAGCAGGGACAGCCAUUUGGAAAUCUGCACCUAUGGGGACAUGAUUCAGGUGGUGGAGCUCCAGAGUGCAUCCAGAGGGGCACCUCACAGAACUUACCCCCCGUCUCGAGUCACGGUGCCGGGGUCAGCAUUGCCUCUUCACUGGCUCUUCCCUGUGGGACUUCUGGCUUACGGGUUCUUCGUUCUGCCGCUGCCCUCCUACGUGACGGGUCUGUCUGUUGGGGUUGCAUGUGGCUUCAUUCUGGGCCUGGUGGUCGUGUUCAUGUUUGCUCCGCGACGCUCUGCUGCCAGAAGCAACCGGGACUCUCGCCUGAACAAAUCCAACCCCAUGAACAUGGAUCCACUGGAUGGAAAACUCAGAGACUCAGAAAUCCUCGAGGGCUGGAUGAAUGAGACUCACAGCUACGACCCUGAGACCUUCCAUCCCUCCAUCACACACUCUGUCUUUGUGACGCUGGAGGGCAGCCAGCUGCGCCUGGCUUACCCACGUGCCAACAUCCCCCGGUGGGCAGCUUUCGACGAGACGCCCCACGAGGCCGUGUUCUUGCAUUCACGCAUUUACCAGCUGACUAACUGUAAGGUGUCUUUGGUGCCUCCUGGUUUGGCUCGUAAGAGAGUCUGGAACAAGAAGUACCCCAUCUGCAUCACUCUGGCUGAGGGGGAGGUGGGGGAGGAGAGCCUGUUCGAAGGGCACGAGGAGGAGGAGAGGGCGGUAAAAGAGACGAUCCUGGACUACCAGCUUCCUCUCACCCUCUACCUGUUCGGCCGUACAGGCAGAGAAAAAGAGGAGUGGUUCCAGCACUUCCAGUCUGCUUCCAGGGGCGGAGGCCAGAGCAGCGUGAGCGGUGAGGAGAACAUCGACACGCUGUGCGGUGCCGAGGUGCUUAAAGAAAACACGGAGGAGCUGCCCGACCUGCCAGGAGCAAUAAAAACCAGAACCCUGUUGGACUACAGCACCUACAUGACUCAACUGAUUGGCUCAGAAAGCUGCAACCCCACGCCCAGCCCCUGCCACAGCGACAAGGAAAGCCCGACAAGCUGCCAGAAGGUUAACAGUGAAGAGCAUGGUUCUGGGGGUCCAGUCGGAGCUGAGCCUAGUGCAGGAACUGGGCCGGGUGGAUGCUCUGCAGAGGGACAGUCCGCCUGGGUCAACUCCCUGGUGGGCAGGAUUUUCUGGGACUUUCUCCGGGAGAAGUACUGGACCGAUCAGGUGGCGCACAAGAUCCAGAAGAAGCUCAGCAAAAUUAAGUUGCCAUACUUCAUGAAUGAGCUGACUCUGGCUGAUCUGGACAUGGGUACCUGCCUUCCCCAGGUCCUCAGCACAUCCAAACCCACACUGGACAGCAGAGGCCUGUGGCUGGAGCUGGAGCUGGUGUACACGGGCUGCCUUCAGAUGACCCUGGAGACCAAGAUGAACCUCUGUAAGCUGGGUAAAGAGGGCGAGGAUGAGGCUCACACUGUUCCAGAGACCCAGCUAAUGGGCAGUAAGCCGCGGCUGUGCAUACUGGCUGAUAGUGAUGAAGAGUCCUCCAGCGCGGGGUCGUCUGAUGAAGAGGAUGUUCCCAUAACCGAGCCUCAGGCGUCUCUGGGCGAUAAGAGCACAGCGGCAGCAGCUGACGGGCACACGGGCAGCAGCACAAGUAGGAAGAUCCUGAGGUUUGUGGACAAGAUAGCGAAGUCCAAGUACUUCCAGAAGGCGACAGAGAACGAGUACAUCAAGAAGAAGAUCGCCGAGGUCUCCAACAUGCCCCUGAUGCUCAGCGUCGAGGUCCUGGAGCUUUCUGGAACUCUGGCCGUCAACAUCCCUCCUCCUCCUACAGACAGGAUAUGGUACAGUUUCCGGGUGCCUCCCAGGUUAGACCUCCACGUGCGUCCCAUGCUGGGAGAGAGGGAGGUCACCCUCACCCACGUCACCGAGUGGAUCGAGAAGAAACUGCAGUGCGAGUUCCAGAAAGUGUUUGUCAUGCCGAACAUGGAUGAUCUGUAUCUGCCCCUGAUGACGUCCGGCCUGGAUAACCCACCUCCGUCCCACCAGUCCUCCAUCCACUCCUCGUCCCACCAGUCCUCCAUGGAGUCCCAGGACUACCUGUCAGAGUAGAACUGCUCUUUGGUUGAUGAAAAAUUAAUGUCUUAUGGAUUCUGAGGCUGAGCUUAAAGCUACCCUGAGCUUGGCAGUGACCUGGAGACUGUGAGAACGGUGCUGUAGCGCCCCCUACUGUGAAGCUGGCUGAACUGUAUCUAACACCCUGACAGCAGACUUUUUUUUCUAAAUAGACAGAAGGCCACAAAAAACUGAAUGUCUUUCGAAGAGGAUGCUAUUUGUUCACACUGUCCAUCCAUUUUCUAAUCCGCUGUGCAGGAUUGCAAUCUUGAUCCAAACAGAAACUGAAAAACGUGGAGAUGAUCAUCUGAAAAACGUUCAGAGCCGUUCAACCAAGCUGCCAUGAUGCAUGUUUUGUCUGCACAGUGUUGACAGCCUCAUGGAUUUAUCAACGAAAGAAUAAAAGUUGUUUAAAACUUUAAA